UGUUGAAUUUCUUCAGUAGAGUUCAGGAUGAUAAACAGAGAAGUUCUCCUCCUCCUUUUCCUUCCUCUUGUAUGUCUCUCCGCCCCGUCCUUUGAUAAGGCAACCCUGAAUGAGCUUGAUGAUAUUAUCCAUGGUAGGAGCUAUGAUGCCCGUCUCCGACCCGGAGGAGAUGGUCCUGUAACCGUCUCCCUCUCCGGGUACAUACUUCAUCUUGAUCAUGUAGACCUGGACAACAAUGAAAUUACACUAACCAUGUAUUUCCGUCAGUUCUGGACGGAUGAACGACUCAAGAUCUCCAAGAGGGUUGUGUUAAAUGACAUCAGUGGAAUUUGGCACCCGGAUACAUUCAUCGUUCAUGAGAAGAGAAUGCCCAAGGUAGAAGAGGAAGAGUUUGUACGAAUAGAUCCAUCCGGUGAGGUUCUUUACAGCAAAAAGAUCACAAAGAAGCUGAGUUGUGUUCCUAUCGAGGAUACAACGUGUCAACUUGAUUUUGAGAGCUAUGGGUUCACAGCUGCAGAUAUUAAUUAUCAGAUCAAGGAAGGAGCAGAUCAAUCCUUCCAGUUUGCUCCUGACAGGGUACAACAGGGAUACAUGAUUACAGAACUCGAACCAAAAACUGUAACUGCCACCUUGAACACUGGAACGUACUCCAGAGUUUUCGUCAAUAUUAAUAUUGAACAGUUUAAUGAUUAAAGAAUUAAAAUUUAAAUUUCUGAAAAUUUCAAUAAAUUUGAAUCACA
Molecule: messenger RNA, 740 nt
Organism: Eurytemora carolleeae
Lineage: Eukaryota; Metazoa; Arthropoda; Copepoda; Calanoida; Temoridae
Product: gamma-aminobutyric acid receptor subunit beta
Exons: 1
Coding region: 28-693 (221 amino acids)
Biological process (GO): chemical synaptic transmission; signal transduction; regulation of membrane potential
Cellular component (GO): synapse; neuron projection; membrane
Molecular function (GO): extracellular ligand-gated monoatomic ion channel activity; transmembrane signaling receptor activity; neurotransmitter receptor activity
Source: RefSeq, a predicted model, not a curated record